ACUAACAAUAUCAAAUGUAACACUCGUAAUCUAAUCAGCUACAUGUACUUGUAUUUAUCUCUUAUCAUGCACAUGUAGGUUGAAAAUCCAUAUACAUGUACCAUCAUUACCAGCAGAAAAGUGCAGACACAAGAUACAGGCUAUAGAUAGGUUACUGGGUGCUAGAAACUAUAAUUGAGUACCGGUAGAUGGUAGUAAAUCAUUUUUAAUCGAUUCAGGAGUAAGUCACCACAGUUUCUGAUCUGGUUUGCAGACCUGUGCAAAAGCAAGCAGCCAUGUUCACAUUCCACCGUCCCAAGAUCUACCGCAGUGUAGCCGGGUGCUGUAUCUGCAAGGCCAAGUCAUCCAGCUCCAGAUUCACAGACAGCAAGAAGUAUGAGAUGGAGUUCAAGAACUGCUUCAACCUGGUGGAGGGCCAGCAGAGACAAGGAGAGAUCUGCAACGCCUGUGUGCUACUCAUCAAGAGGUGGAAGAAACUACCCAAGGGAACCGAGAGGAAUUGGAACCAUGUAGUAGAUGCCAGGGCGGGGCCAGGGGGGAAGUCCCAGCUGAGGCAGAAGCUCAAAACCCAGAAGACCGCGCCCACCAACCUCUACUCCAACAACUGCAACAACAACAACCCCGGCUCCCUGGUGACGGAGCACGGGUGGAGCCGGAGACACAAGAGGAAGCACGCCGAGCGGAAGAGGAGGAUGCAGCUCCUGGACGGGCUGAGAGCAAGGAGUCAUCCUGACACGGAAGAUGCAUCGCCACCUAGCCCCACCCCCAGUGAUGCCUCAGACAUCUCAGUAGCCUCCCAGCCAAGAUCUAGGACUGGGUUAAUAUCAUCAGAUGACUUAGAUGAACUACCCCCUCUACUGGCCUCCAUCAUUGACACUUCUUACUGGAAAAUGGAGAAGAUUUGUUGUGGGACCAUCUUCAAGGGGGUGCGAGGAGAGAUCAUGGUGCACCCACAGCUCCUCAGACCGUGCGCAAACUCCUGCCUGGGGUCAGGGGUCAGACGGCCGACCCCUAGCCCCGCCCACAGGUCACCCUCUGACCCCUCUUCCCAGCACAAGCCAAGCCCCGCCCUCUCUUGCAACAAGGGUGUGGUCAGCAGCGACCCCAUCGCAGCAGUGACCAACAAGCGUGGGGCGAGACAGGACAGUAUCGGUAGCGAGGGAUCCAACGACAGCUCGGAAUCGGAUGACCUCAGCUUAUUAGCUCACUCUGCAGAGGUCGAAGGGCAGAGGUUAACAGGAAGUGACAUCAUGGAAUCAUGCUAGUGUUGCGCGUGUCCUCUUCCAAGAAACAUAAUACUCCCUGAUCUGUUGUUUGUUUCCUCAACCUUGGUCAUGGUCAAAAGAAUAUUGUGUUGUAAUUGAAUGUCAGCGCCGGAAUCAAGUGAGUUCUUCCUCAAAAUCGUCCAGCCUUUAGAGUCGUACGUCUGUUUACGGAUGAGCGAGAUGUUCUGCAUGUAGAGGUCAGAUCCCAAAUGUUGGCCGGCCCAGUUUCGACUAGCUCCCAUGCCACGUCUUGAGGAUGGCGACUGGACAGUCGCAGACGUGUGCA
Molecule: messenger RNA, 1551 nt
Organism: Strongylocentrotus purpuratus (purple sea urchin)
Lineage: Eukaryota; Metazoa; Echinodermata; Echinoidea; Camarodonta; Strongylocentrotidae
Product: SIN3-HDAC complex-associated factor-like
Exons: 6
Coding region: 276-1265 (329 amino acids)
Biological process (GO): negative regulation of cell migration
Source: RefSeq, a predicted model, not a curated record